AACGAUUCAGGCCAAAAAUGAGCAAGUACGUUCCACUGAAGAAAUUACUUUCGAUCAAGAAGAAGUCGAACGAAGCGGCUCGCGAUUACAACAACCAUUUCCGUCAAUAGAAAGUCCAACAUGACAAGAGUGUCGAAAAGGACACAGGAGUAGCGUCCCUAUCUGAGGCUAAUAUGCUGCACCAAUUCAUUAACGGACUUAAUCCAAAACUCUUGCGUCAAGCGGUACGCUCAGAAAGAGUGACGAAUCUAAAUGCCGCGAUGGGGAUAGCGAUUGUGUGGAAUGCCAGCUGUUCGCUGAUGCUCCGAAGAAAGAGAAGAUGUUUCACAACUUUCUGGUCGCAAAGAUCUUUGAAAGGUUCGCUUUGGACUACGUUGGCCCUCUGCCAACAUCAAUUCGCGGCAAUCAACACAUAUUUGGUCGCCCCUGAAUACUUCACCAAAUGGCUUAUCGUCAAAGCCGUGGAGAAGGCUGAUCAGGAAAUCACUGCACGUUUCCAGAGCGCGAGAUGUCUCAAGCUCUGGAAGUCCAAACCGCGGCCCCAAAGAGCAAAUUAGAAGUCGGGGAUAAGGUGCCAAGGAUGCUCCAUAGGGAUGCAGGCAAGUUGGCACCCAAGUUUAAUACCU
This is a messenger RNA of Umbelopsis ramanniana AG, 626 nucleotides long. RefSeq lists its product as uncharacterized. The record is from RefSeq and is a predicted model, not a curated record. NCBI's taxonomy places the organism in Eukaryota, Fungi, Mucoromycota, Umbelopsidomycetes, Umbelopsidales, Umbelopsidaceae. The transcript has a single exon. Bases 174 to 557 code for a protein of 127 amino acids.